AUGCCAAACGUGGUCAGAAAUAUAUUCACAUCAAGAAUACCCAAGCAAUACACAGCAUAUUGUAAAGAAACUGGUUUUGACAACCUCAGCGCAAGGGAACUCUACAGAGUUUUGAAGUUUUGCCCAGCAAAGCAGAAGCAAGCGUUGCAAGGUCUCGACAAUACAAGUGCCGAUGGCUUGCGAAGCAUUGAACGCUUGGAGGACAUUGCAAUGAAACUUGGUGAAAGGGAAAUAUCGCUGGAAUGGGUAAGAAAUGUUAUCCAUGGUCUUACAAACCUCAAACGAUAUUUGAAAUCGACUUACCGACUUCACAUUUCGAGCGAAUCAGAAUGAGCAGAUCAUUGCGCUGUUUAUGCACUGAGUGAUGCGGACAAUAACGAAUAUUCUCAAAGAUGUGACCAUACACAUUAUGCGUCAUGCAGUGAUUGUGAUCGAUUUGAACAAUUGUUUGAUGUGAUAAAAACGUCUUUUGCUGACCAAUCUGUCGUUCGCCAUGGUGAGGACGAAAAGAACGACGUGCUUCAUGAUGUACAUAUCUCGUUUGAAGCCAUUCUUGCUUGGAAAUAUCACCUAUUGCGAGCUGUCCAUCAGGAUAAAGCCAGGGAGCAAGCGCUCGAACAAUGGUUGUCAGAUUCUACAAAGGUUUUGAUCACUCAUGACUUCGCAAUGAAGUUUUUGCCUCGACGUUUUAAGGAAACCCAGGUGGGAUGGUUUGGUAAACGAGGUAUAACCUGGCAUAUUUCUUAUUGUGUCCGCAAAAUCCUGGAAGCAGAAAAUCAGUUUGAAAUAACUGUGUAUUCACACAUCUUUCACCAAACUGUAAGUCAGAAUAGUGACCUAAUUGUUGCCUUGAUGUGUCAUACUUUACAAGAACAGAAGGCCGAGCAACCAGAACUAAAGGACGCCUAUUAUCGUAGCGACAGCGCAGGAUCGUAUGCAUCAAGUGAUGUUCUUAUUCCAAUUAAACCUAUGGAAACUCUCACAGGAGUGUCUGUAAGGCGAUAAGAUUUUUCUGAGCCACAAGCUGGAAAGGCGCCAUGUGAUAGGAGUUCUGCUCAUCAGAAAUCCCAUGUGACUAGAUAUCUUAAUGAGGAUAAUGACGUCAUGACUGCUCUAGACAUCAAAGAGCACUUAAGUCAAACAAUGGCGUGAAAGUCGUUGUGCCGUAUGUUGUAGAAGGCGUGCCUGUUUCCAGCACAAAGGUCCAGAAAAUAACUGGAAUCAGCUUGUUACAUAACUUCGAAUAUGAUUCCAACGGACUGCGAGUUUGGAAGGCCUUUGACAUAGGAAAGGAAAAGUUGCUGAAGUGGAAUGAAUUUGACAAAAGCAGUCAAUGCUAUCGUCAAGAACUCUCAGUUGUUGAAGGAGGUGAUAAAGACCAGGCGUACGGAUUUGCUGCUGCAUGUAAAAAGGCCCAAACACACGAUGUUCAUGAUCAGGAGGACAAUGAAGGAAUCGGGGAUAGUACAAUGGAUGAGUCAGCAAUGUUUCAUUGUCCUGAAUCAGGGUGUGUAAAGCAAUAUGUUACUUGGGGAAGACUACAAAGACACAUCGUGACAGAAAAGCGUACAUUACAACCAAAAAAUGAGCCUGUGGAGGAUAUUGUGAAGCGAAAGUGGACGGGUUUGUUUACAAGAACUGUUUCGGUAGAUCAUGCUAUCAUUGGAGUUCAACUUUCUGCAGUUCAACUUAUCGAAGGGAAGAAUUUACCUCAGGGAUGGGCUUUAAAGAAAUCGAAGAAAUCCAACAGGUUUCCCAUUAAUUUAAAGUCAAGCAGUAUUUGA
Molecule: messenger RNA, 1784 nt
Organism: Paramuricea clavata
Lineage: Eukaryota; Metazoa; Cnidaria; Anthozoa; Malacalcyonacea; Plexauridae
Source: the annotation of a GenBank genome assembly